Messenger RNA from Aspergillus aculeatinus CBS 121060, 1248 nucleotides. RefSeq names its product alpha/beta hydrolase. Bases 173 to 1204 code for a protein of 343 amino acids. The record is from RefSeq and is a predicted model, not a curated record. The transcript is spliced from 2 exons. Gene Ontology annotation, molecular function: hydrolase activity. Lineage: Eukaryota; Fungi; Ascomycota; Eurotiomycetes; Eurotiales; Aspergillaceae.
CUCUCUUGCUCCCUUGCGUUUGAAAAUGCAACCUUCAUGCAACCACGGGCUUGCUGCCCAUCAAGAUAAACGGAAGCAUUGAGCAUUCAUAAAGUUCGUCUUGUUCCCCGUCAACUUCCAUGCGUCUAGUGCACGUACCCUUUUCCCAAGCAUUCAUCAUAACGUAUUCACAAUGUCCAUCAGUCAUAGCCCGGCCGACCAACCGCCCUACCCUCUUCACCCCUCCGUGAUAAACAAGCUCGACCCAGAAUAUGUGGAUUUCUAUAAUGCGCAUGUAAUCGACAAACAACAAGUUCAUCUCCAGCCGGUGGAGGCUUCCCGUACAAGCGGCGUCCUGAUCCCCGGCGGAGGUCCUCUGCUCCCCGUGGGGAGAACAGUCGACCUGCGCAUUGGUCGCCGUGUCACAGAGGGACCUGAGAUUCCUUUGCGCGCUUUUGUCCCGGAAGGCACAGCACCAGCGAGCGGAUGGCCACUGAUGCUGUAUUUCCACGGGGGCGGAUGGGUUUUGGGCAACAUCGACACGGAGAAUCCGGUGUGCACAAACCUCUGUAACCGAGGCCGCUGCGUAGUAGUGACUGUCGACUAUCGUCUCGCUCCCGAGCAUCGCUGGCCCGCCGCCGUCCAUGAUUGCUGGGAAGCCCUUCUCUGGCUGCUGGCCGACGGUCCGACACAUCUCCCCAUUGACACGAAGAUUCUCGCAACAGGCGGCUCCUCCGCAGGCGGAAACCUAGCUUGCAUCAUCACCCAAAAGGCCCUCACUCUCUCGCCGCCCGUUCAUUUCCAGGCCCAGUUACUGUCCGUGCCGGUGACCGACAACACCGCCUCAGUAUCUACCAACGACGCCUACCGCGAGUACGAACACACCCCAGCUCUGCCAGCAGCCAAGAUGCUCUGGUACCGCGAGCAUUACCUGCCUGACCAGAGAGAUUGGGCGAACCCGGAGGCCAGUCCUCUGUUCUACACUGGAGAUUGGUCUGCUCUGCCGAGAGCCUUGGUCAUGGUGGGGGAAUUGGAUGUGCUAAGGACGGAGGGAGAGCAGUAUGCGCAGAAGCUACAGAAGGCAGGCGUACCAGUGGACUUGCAAAUAAUGAGAGGCAUGCCUCAUCCGUUUUUGGCAAUGGACGCUGUUCUGAAAGAAGGGAAAAGGUCUAUCACAUUGAUGUGCGACCUGCUGAAGGAGGUGUUCUGGGAUGAGCACAGGUAAGCAUUGGCUGGUCUUGCUGUAGCCCCGUUUCAGUAUCAAAUAGA